Messenger RNA from Ziziphus jujuba (common jujube), 3265 nucleotides. Its product is annotated as cysteine-rich receptor-like protein kinase 34. The record is from RefSeq and is a predicted model, not a curated record. The transcript has 7 exons. Gene Ontology annotation, biological process: carbohydrate metabolic process; protein phosphorylation. Gene Ontology annotation, molecular function: protein kinase activity; chitin binding; ATP binding. Lineage: Eukaryota; Viridiplantae; Streptophyta; Magnoliopsida; Rosales; Rhamnaceae. Bases 419 to 2743 code for a protein of 774 amino acids.
ACGAAAUGACUUCCCUUCCAUGAAACAAGACAAGUAUUGUCUAAGAUAUUUUAAACGUAAAUGAUGCGAUAAAGAAAAUUGCCAAUAGCAAAAGUCUAUUUGGAAUUCUUCCAAGCUCCAAACCAUUUAUUUUCAAACACAUCUAAUUUUCUCUCGUAGGAUUAUAGUUCAAUGUUAUUUUCCUUGUCAUCACCGUCUAUUUUUCAGCGUACUGAUCAGUUGGCUAUGGAUGUUCAUAAAGAAUGGUAUAUUAAACUCACAUACAUUCAUAUAUGUUUUCCAUUCAUAAUUUUCAAGGUAUGCCCUUCUUCCAUCCAAUUUCUUUUUCAAUUCUGGUGUGAAAACUAUUUGUAGAUUAUCAUUCCUUAUUUUGGGUAUAUCAGAUCUAUGGUGCUACUAAGAAUAAACAGUAAGAACUAUGCUAGCUUUUCUUUCCAUGGCAUCCAAAAAUCCAAUCCUCCUUUUCUGUCUCUUCUUUUCUUUUCAUCUGUACUAUUGCAGUGCAGAAACUUGGGUUCGAGCCGGUUACUGGUAUGCAAGUAGUGAAUCCCCUAUACCAGACAUAAACUCUGCCUUGUUCACACACCUUCUUUGUGGUUUUGCUAAUGUCAACUCCUCCACCUACCAGCUCUCCAUCCCCACUGCAGAUGACCAGUAUUUCUCUGGUUUCACCUCCAUUGUCAAACGCAAAAACCCGUCGAUCAUAACCCUUCUUUCAAUUUGGAAUGGACAGGCUGCAACUGCUCAAUCCAUUCUUGGAGAGAAAUCCAAUACUUCAGUCUUAUCUUCAAUGCUUGAACAAUCUUCCAACAGAAAGUCUUUCAUCGAGUCUUCUAUUAGAACAGCUAGGAAAUAUGGGUUUCAAGGGAUGGACUUGUUCUGGCUGUGGCCUAACGAAGUUUCUGACAUGACCAACAUGGGAAUCGUCUUGGAGGAGUGGCGUGCCGCUAUAAAUUCCGAGCCAAGAAACUCAAAUCAGUCAAAAUUGAUGUUGACAAUGGCACUUCGUUAUGUGCCUGAUUUCGGAAAUUUGAGUUAUCCAAUUGAGUCUAUACGGAGGAAUUUGGAUUGGGCACAUGUUGUGGCAUAUGACUAUCAUCUGCCUACAAAGGAGAACGUUACUCAUGCUCAUGCUGCUUUAUAUGACCCAUCAAGCAAUAUAAGUACAGAUUAUGGAAUAGGGAAAUGGCUGAGCAAAGGAUUUCCUGCUAGCAAACUGGCUUUGGGUUUGCCUUACCAUGGCUAUGCAUGGACACUUGUGAAUGCCAAUGAUAAUGGAAUUAAUGCAUUGGCAUCAGGCCUGGCUGUAACACAAGACGGGUCAAUGAGUUAUAAGUACAUCAAGUGGUAUACUCGAAGUUAUGGAUCCCAUAUUACAUAUAAUGCUACUUAUGUAGUGAAUUACUGCAGCAUAGGAUCAACUUGGAUUGGUUUUGAUGAUGUGGAGGCUAUCAGAACUAAAAUUGCUUAUGCCAAGGAGAAGAAGCUACUAGGUUACAAUGUGUUUAUGGUCACCAAUGACGAUAAUUGGGUGCUUUCUCGUGCAGCCCAGGACGAAGAAAACGGUCAACAAAACAAGACGAGGUUAUUGCUACUAAUCAUGCUUCCAAUUGCUGUAGUCAUAAUUCUCCUAAUCUUCGUGAUUUUGUAUGUACGACACAAAAAAUCAAAAGAGACUACAGUUUUAGGAAAUGUAAAUCUAUCAACACCAAGGACCACUAUUCCAGCGCCUGCUGAAAAUUUUGGCAGUGAUGUUCCAAAUCUGCAAGCAUUCAGCUUUUCCACAAUCAAAGCCGCCACAAAUAACUUUUCAAGUGAAAACAAGCUUGGAGAGGGUGGGUUUGGCCCUGUCUACAAGGGUAGACUUCCUAGGGGACAGGAAGUAGCAGUUAAGAGACUUUCAAAAGCAUCAACUCAAGGAGUGGAAGAAUUCAAAAACGAGGUUACGCUCACUGCAAGACUACAGCAUGUAAAUUUAGUUAGAGUACUGGGAUUUUGCUCCGAAGGGGAAGAAAAGAUGCUGAUUUACGAGUACAUGCCAAAACAUAGCUUGGACUUCUACAUCUUUGAUCCAAUCAGACGGUAUGAAUUAGAUUGGAUAAAACGGGUGCAGAUUAUCGAUGGGAUUACUCAAGGACUUCUCUAUCUCCAAGAGUACUCCAAUUUCACUAUAAUUCAUCGCGAUCUGAAAUCUAGCAACAUCUUACUGGACCAUGACUUGAACCCUAAGAUAUCAGAUUUUGGAAUGGCUAAACUCUUCAGGAAAGAUGAACUUGAAGCAAAUACGAGUAGGAUUGUUGGAACAUAUGGCUAUGUUCCUCCUGAAUAUGUAAGAAAAGGUAUAUACUCCAUGAAGUAUGAUGUCUAUAGCUUUGGAGUCCUGCUCUUGCAAAUCAUAAGCGGAAAGAGAAGUACACGUUUUUAUGGUGUGAACGAACGUUUGAACCUUCUAGAAUUUGCAUAUGAAUCAUGGAAAGAAGGCAAAGGAAUUGAGUUUGUGGAUCCAUCACUGGAUGAUUCAUCUUCAUCUUGCAAAGUAUUUAGAUGCUUACAAGUAGCUCUAUUAUGUGUUCAAGAAAAUCCAGAGGAUAGGCCUUCAAUGUUGGAAAUCUAUUCAAUGCUUAGAAAUGAUACAAAGGCUAUUUCUACUCCUAAAAGACCAGCUUUCUCUGUAAAAGAAGAUGAUAAUGUCGGCAGUUCUUCGGUAACUGAUGCAUUGAUUUCCCAAGUGCUACCACGAUGAUACUGCAGCCUCUGACCAGAGAUGGGUCAGCAAAGAAAUUUCUCUUUCUUUUCUUGUCACUAUACUUUCCCAGAAGUUUUGUAUUUUCAAAAAAAGCACAAAAUAUGGAGAAGAUAUUGGUAUGCUAGAAGUUCUAUAAGCAAAUUGAAAUCAGGUUAGACUACUGAGGUUUAAAUUGCUUUUAAUAUUUCAAAAUGAUUUUAUUCAAGAAAGAAAACAUAAUGCCAACUAGCAAGAAACGGAAUGCAUACAGCUGAGACACACCAAAACAGAUAGAGAAGAACCCAAGAACAACAUCCCAUUUACAAUAAGUGUGAGUCUACAAAUCAAUAGCCUUCUAUUGUAGGACCACGUCACACGUCUAUUAACUUUUUCUGUAUAGAACUCUUAUGGCCAAAGAAAAUCCAGUGAUUCUAUUUGGCCAAAAAUGUUCAACAUUCAAAGAUCAGCUCCUCAUUGACUUUAUUGUUUACACUAAAAAAUAGUCUGAUGUCCAAUAAUUAAUCUGUUUUUUUUAUGCCA